CCGUUUCAUGAUUUUUCAACUUAAAGGGUUCCAGAGUGAGAGAGGACUGUGAGGUGCUAAUUAUGUCUUCCUGGAGUUCUCUUACCAUGGAUGAUUUCGUUGGGCCGCGUUUAUACUGUUGCUAUAAAUGCAGAAAUCAUGUCUCUGCUCAUGAUGACAUAGUAUCCAAGGCUUUUCAGGGAAGGAAUGGAAGAGCCUUUCUAUUCUCUCAUGUGAUGAAUAUAGUUGUCGGCACCAAAGAAGACAGACAUCUUAUGACCGGUGUUCACACUGUUGCCGAUGUUUUUUGCGGCGAGUGUAAUGAGUUGUUAGGUUGGAAGUAUGAACGAGCAUUCGAAGCAUCACAAAAGUACAAGGAAGGGAAGUUCAUUCUUGAGAAGUCAAAAAUUGCCAAGGAGGAUUGGUAGCCAAACCAGUCCCCCCACAUUCCUUCACACCUUUCACAAUGUAAAUAUGUAAGUCUAUGAUUCUACAUCAUAUCAUCAUCUUCUUUACAGUGCAACUCAAAAAAUUGUGAGAUAUACCUUUGUGAAUAUGUCUUUUUUCUUUUUAAUUUAUCUAUUAUCCCUUGUGAAUAGCUACAAUCAAGGUUUUAAAUAGCCGUAGCAGCAGCGGUAGCGAUAGCGGUAGCGGUCAUCGCGGUAGCGGCCUGUAGCGGCCUGUAGCCGACUGUAGCGAUUGCAGCGGCGUGAAAUAUUUUCAAUUGCGCAAAACAUAUAUUUAAUGAGUGUUGAAGUUAAUACAAACAUUGUGAAUAUUUGUUUGAACAUUUAUAACAUUAAGAGUUCAUUUACACAACA
Messenger RNA from Cuscuta epithymum, 800 nucleotides. Lineage: Eukaryota; Viridiplantae; Streptophyta; Magnoliopsida; Solanales; Convolvulaceae. The record is from the annotation of a GenBank genome assembly.